Trematosphaeria pertusa is the source of this 1633-nucleotide messenger RNA. RefSeq names its product alpha/beta-hydrolase. The transcript is spliced from 3 exons. The coding region runs from base 35 to 1633 and encodes 532 amino acids. NCBI's taxonomy places the organism in Eukaryota, Fungi, Ascomycota, Dothideomycetes, Pleosporales, Trematosphaeriaceae. The record is from RefSeq and is a predicted model, not a curated record.
CACCCCAAGCCAGUUCGCAUCCUCGGUGGAAAUUAUGCCGAGUAGUUCGUCGCUCAGAUGCGCGUCAGUCGUCAUGACGGCGCUCUCUCCAGCCCCGAUUCAAGAUGCAGCGCCCAUUGCUUCUCUCGACUAUGGCGCCUUCCGAGGCGCUUACUCCCCAACAUACAACCUGACCUACUUCCGCAAAAUCCCCUUCGCGGCUUCGACAGCGGCACGCAACCGCUUCCGGGCCCCGCAACCGCCGGCGCGAAUCAAUGCAACACCCUACGACACCGACCAGCCCUUCGACAUGUGCCCCCAGCGCACGGUCAACGGUUCCGAAGACUGUCUCUACCUCGGCGUGUACUCACGACCCUGGGCGUCCCCCCACCCGCUCCGCCCCGUCCUGCUCACCUUCUACGGCGGCGGGUUUAUCCAGGGAAGCGCCUCCUUUUCCAUUCCGCCGCCCGGGUUCCCGGUCCUGAAUGCCAGCGACGCGAAUGACUACGUCGUCGUGUACUCCAACUACCGCACGAAUGUCUUCGGCUUCCUGGCCGGCACGAAGAUCCAAGAGCACCCGGACGCCGAUCUGAACACGGGACUGCUGGACCAGCGCGCCGCACUGGAGUGGAUACAGAACUACAUCCAUGCUUUCGGUGGCGAUAGAACUAAUGUGACGAUCUGGGGCCAGUCUGCCGGUGGCGGGAGCGUGGUCGCGCAGACCAUUGCGCAGGGGAACAAGGGCGAGAAACUGUUCCGCAAGGCAAUGGAUAGCUCGCCUUUCUGGGCAAAGACGUACCGCUACGACGACCCUGAGAACGAGGCGCUGUUCGAGCAGGUUGUGCAGGCGGUAGGCUGCCAGGGGGAGAUGGAUGAGGUGGCGUGCUUGAAGAGCGUGGAUGUGCAGAGUCUGCGGGAUGUCAGUUUGAACUUGAGCACGAGCCAUCAGUACACGACGAGUAGCUAUACCUGGGGCCCUGUUAUCGACGACAGCUUCCUGUCGAAGCCGCUGUCUGAGGUUGUGAGCAGGGAGGAGUUGAACGCCGAGAUGGUGCUGUCGAGCUACAACCUGCAUGAGGGGGAGAACUUCAUCCCGCCGGGUCUGCAGAGCGCGACGGGCUCUGGCGGGUUUAAUUCCUCGGCCGCGAGUUUCGACGCGUGGUUGCGAGGUUUCCUGCCCAAGCUGAGCGAGGAUGAGUUAGAGGAGGUUAAGAAGCAGUAUCCAGAGACUGGGACUGCCGAGGAGAUCGCCUAUAACACGACGUACACACGCGCCGGCUUACUCUACCGCGAUCUCGUCCUCGCAUGCCCCGCGUAUUGGCUCGCCAAUAAAGCCCAGCAUGGAUAUCUCGUCGAGUAUACCAUCUCGCCCGCAAAGCACGCCUCAGACAUUAUAUACUGGAACACCAUCAACCCAGUCCAAAAGUCGGAUCCCUUGACGUAUGAGGGAUAUACAGGCGCGAUAGCAAGUUUCGUGCAGACGGGCAAUCCGAAUGCGCAUAAGAUUACGAAUAACAGCGUUGUGGGUGUACCGAGUGUGAGGGAUGGGAGGGAGUUCGUGGUUAGGAAUGGUGGACUGGGCAAUGAGGGGAUAGGGAUGCUGGAGAGGAGGUGUGGGUUUUGGUUGGGAGUUGCGGGGAGGGUGGAUAUAUAG